Messenger RNA from Glossina fuscipes, 1170 nucleotides. RefSeq names its product homeobox protein unc-4-like. NCBI's taxonomy places the organism in Eukaryota, Metazoa, Arthropoda, Insecta, Diptera, Glossinidae. Bases 1 to 1170 code for a protein of 389 amino acids. Gene Ontology annotation, molecular function: DNA-binding transcription factor activity, RNA polymerase II-specific; sequence-specific double-stranded DNA binding. The transcript has 5 exons. Gene Ontology annotation, biological process: regulation of DNA-templated transcription. The record is from RefSeq and is a predicted model, not a curated record.
AUGAUCAUGGAUCAAAUGGUGCGACACCACCUUCCAAGGAAUUUAGCCAAUUUAGCUGCCACUCCCUGCCACAAUCCUUUAGUGUUAUCUCCACCUCAGUCACAACAAACGAACUUGCUAUCACCUAAUGCAUUUAAUUUAUACGCUGCUGCGGCGGCGGCGGCUGUUUCUCAAUCGCGUCGUAUAUUGUCGGCUUCCGUCGCUCAAACUGCAGAUACUGCGGUUUUGGCUGCCUGUGCUCCUGUAGGUGCUCUUGCUGCUCAGCAUCAUUUUUGCCACUUAGCCGCGUCUAAUCAUCUAAUUUUGCCGGAAUUGAAUAACAAAUCUUUAGCAAGUAGACCAUCGGCCGCAACUACUGCUGCUGCCGCUUGCCGACAACAACAAAAAAUCGAUUUACAAAAUAGUAUUCUGCCACUGUGUGAUGGAAUAACGUCAAACUUACCAGCCAGUCCACAAACCGACGGUGAUGAAUCGAACGAGGCUUCAACAUGUGAUGAUAACGAGAGUAAUAAUAGUUCGAGAAGACGUCGAUGCCGCAUUAACUUCAAUGCGUGGCAAUUAGAAGAAUUAGAGGAAGCGUUUUUAGUGAGUCACUAUCCUGAUGCAUUUAUGCGAGAACAACUUGCCUUUAGUUUGGAUUUAAAGGAAAGCCGUGUAUCGGUUUGGUUCCAGAAUCGUCGCGCGAAAUGGCGUAAGAACGAAAACACAAAAAAAGGUCCUGGGCGACCCGCCCAUACUUCACAUCCGCAAAGUUGUUCUGGUGAACCGAUUCCUUUGAAUGAAUUGAAGACAAAAAAAGAGGCUGAAAAACGUACAAGGAUCAACGAAGCCGUGGAACGUCAAGCACGUAAGCUCCGCUUGAAGGAUAUCGAAGUAAAUACGGAAGACUUAAGAGUUGAUUAUUUAACAAAACAUGGAAAAUCAGGUCGUCUAACAGACUCCGAUAAUGAAGUUGACGAUGAUCGAUUGCAUAUCGAUGUAGUGGGUGAUAGUGAAAGUAACCAGGAUAAUGAGUUCGAUUCUGAAUGCAAUUAUGCGUUAAGUUUCGAAAGCACAAGCCAAAGAAGCUCCCUAAGUACUGCAAAUACGUUCGACAAUACGAGUAUUGAAAAUGGCAUUAACGAUCACCUGGAGGAUUCCGUUCCGAUUCCGUGCCGCAACUAUUUGUAG